GAAGAAGGUGCAUUCUUGGAGCCGCUGGUGCCGAGAGAAGCGGGACCGGUAAAGAUGAUUCAGGCGAUUCUGGUUUUCAACAACCAUGGGAAACCGCGGCUGGUCCGCUUCUACCAGCGUUUUCCAGAAGAAAUUCAACAGCAGAUUGUUCGAGAGACUUUCCAUCUGGUCCUCAAGCGAGAUGACAACAUCUGUAACUUCUUAGAAGGUGGAAGUUUGAUUGGUGGCUCUGACUACAAACUGAUUUACCGGCACUAUGCCACCCUCUACUUUGUGUUUUGUGUGGAUUCAUCAGAGAGUGAACUUGGGAUCUUGGACCUCAUCCAGGUUUUUGUGGAGACACUGGAUAAGUGUUUUGAAAACGUAUGUGAGUUGGAUUUGAUCUUCCACAUGGAUAAGGUUCACUACAUCCUGCAGGAGGUGGUGAUGGGUGGAAUGGUGUUGGAGACAAACAUGAAUGAAAUUGUGGCUCAAAUCGAAGCUCAAAACCGGCUGGAGAAGUCGGAGGGCGGCCUCUCCGCAGCCCCUGCAAGGGCCGUGUCCGCUGUGAAGAACAUCAACCUCCCUGAGAUCCCCAGGAACAUCAACAUCGGUGACCUCAACAUCAAAGUCCCCAACCUGUCCCAGUUUGUGUGAAGGAGGGGGACUGGGCUGAACUGGAGUUCGAAGGAUGAGCAAAGCAGUCAAGUCCAGAGGCAGAACCCCGUUGAGCCUUUAGAGUCGCACCUUGGGGCCCUGCACCUUUCCCAGAGUGGGAAUGGAGUUGGGUGCACACUGCCUGGCCAUCCUGCAGCUCCUGACACACGGCUGUGAUAGACAUCAGGGCACUAAGCCACUGCUCCUUUGCCUUCCCCACACAGCUGCCCUCAGGGCCAGGGACUGUGAACAUGCCACCUGCUUCCCAGGGCCCCACCACUGGGACUGAACACAUCUGACUUCCUCUCUAGCACCAAGGGCUUCUGAGAUCCUAUAUCACUUACUGGGGAAGAGACCUGGGAGAAGGGCUUGCCUUUGAGCUGUCAGGCCUGGUAAGUGGCAGGUUAAGGCAGGGUGUACACCACCUCUGCUAGGGCCUCUAUACCCUCUGUAUGGUCAAGCAUUGUGGUCCGCAGUUGCUGCAGAGCAGUUUCCUUACUAGUAUAUUCCUAGUCUUGUCGUCAGAGGCAUCUGUGUGCCGGAUGGUUUAAGUCACACUCUGUGUGCGUGUCACUACCACCCCACCCCCCCACACACACAGAGUUGGGUGCGACCCCCCGAACCCUCUCCCAGAGGAGAAACCAAUGUCUGUAGAAUGUGACGACUGAAUCCUUCCUAGGUUAUGACUCUUCCCAAGUUUAAAAUACACUGUUCUCUUGGAAGCAGAAGGUUCAGUGCUGUGUUGUGAAUGAAGAAGUCCCCACAUACACACACUUGCUCAGAACCCACUAACCAGUCUCAGAUUCUAGAGCCGGAAGCCUGAACUGGGUGCUAUGUGGGCUGAGCUUGCAGCAUGCUAGCUGUAGUGCUGUGUGCUUCCCAGCUUUAGUCCUGCAGUGAACACACUGGGCUCCCUUGGUUGACAUUCUAUAGCUCUGGAACCCUGCAAAGUUAGCAUGUGCUGGUGUGGAGGCUGAUGCACCGCCAUGGGGAACUGCCCCGCGCAGGCCCCCCUCCCUCCCUCCCGAUAGUGCAUUUCCAUGGCUUGUGAUGCUGAUGUCCUAGGAAACCGUGUGUCUUACCCAGUGUGUCUCAGUCCCCAGCAGGGCUUCCUGCACUGAUGACGCUGAUGCAGCGUCCUCUCCUCACCUUUCAGUCCUCUGUCAGAGCUGCAGUGAUGGUGGGCACUUGGCUAGAGGACAGACCUGAGAUCAAUCCUACUGCAGUCUCUGGAAGCAUCUCGUUGCUAUUUUAUGUUAUUUUAUUGCCAUUUGCAUACAUUCAUAUCCUUUUACAGUGGCUGAAAUCAAGCAUUUGCUCUAGGGGGACAUGAAGAGUCCUUUAAUAGUCCUUACUAGAGACAUUUUUUUAAGAUUUAUUUUAUUUCUGGGGUGUGUUUGUCUGUCUGUCUGUCUGAUGGUAUGCUCUGAGGCCAGAGGAGAGUAUACAUGCCCUCUGAGGCUAGAGAAGGGUACGGAAUUCUUUGGACCUCAAAUUAACAGGAGGUUGAGAAGCCUAAAAUUGUGGUGCUGGGAACCAGACUCAGGUCCUCUGCAAGAGCAGCAGUGCUCUGAACUGGAGCCACCUCUCUGGCCCCACCCAUGGACAUUUUACUGCCAGGUUAAGCAGACUUUUGUCACCCAGGGCUAAGGUUGGAAAUGUGCCUGCCUGGCUCCAAAGCUCUUUUUUUUUUUUUUUUCCUUACUCUUCAAGAUAGUCUCUCCCAGUUUUACAACCCUCUCUUUUAUAGAUGACAGACAGGGAAACUGAGACUUUAGGGGAUUAAGCAAUUCUCACAAACUAAUAAAGAGAGGCUUAGUUCUCUAAGGUAGACAGAUGAGAGCUGGAGGAUCCUGUGUCCCUUCAGUUAAUUGCCUGAGAUGGAGCCACCCAGAGGGCUGUCAGGCUGAGGGUCAAAAGGGCCACAGUGCUGCUCUAAAGUGCGCGCUUGCUGUUGGCCUAAGUUGGAAGCACUUGGCUUCCCAGGUAGUUUAGAUUUCAGGUGUUUGCUUGCUAGAAACUACUUGACCCAAAACUGGGGCCUGGUACUGUAGACUGCAAAAGGAAGCAUCACACAACGGCUUGCACCAUGUCCCCUGACAUGGGCUUAGAAAACUCAAUUCCUCUAGUCAAGCCAGAGGGAUUAAUUCAUUGCUAAUGACUUGCAUCUAGUUUGUCUGCUAUUAAGAAAGCCAUUGUCUGAGAUUCUCUCCCCUCUCCCCUCUCCCCUCUCCCCUCUCCCUCUCUCAAAAAUGCUGAGAUUACAAGUGCCCUGUGCACUUUGCUGUGACAGAGGAAGUCCUUGGUCCUUCUGGAGAGGAGUGUUCCUUUUGCUCUUGAGACAUCAGUGAUGCAACCAGGGGCUGGGGUUGUGUUUGCCUUGGGAUCCUGGACCUGGAUGGUUACACGGAGGCUUGCCUGGGUGUUCUUGCUGCCACUAGUUAACAGCUGGAACACCCCCCCCCCCCCCCCCCCCGUCUUCUGUGUAACUACUCUUGGGUCUAAACUAAGAGAGAGGCUGUCUUUGCUCCACUGUCUCUGACCAUCCCUGACAGUGCUCUGUAGUGACAAUUCUGGAACUUUGAUUUUUUUUUUAAAGAAAGAAAUAAGAAUA
Molecule: messenger RNA, 3250 nt
Organism: Mus caroli (Ryukyu mouse)
Lineage: Eukaryota; Metazoa; Chordata; Mammalia; Rodentia; Muridae
Gene: Ap3s2
Product: adaptor related protein complex 3 subunit sigma 2
Biological process (GO): intracellular protein transport; Golgi to vacuole transport
Cellular component (GO): AP-3 adaptor complex; membrane coat
Source: RefSeq, a predicted model, not a curated record